AUGGUGGCCGUGACGCUCAAGUGGGGCAAGCAGUCCUUCGACCUCGACGUGGACCUCGAGCAUGGCACGGUCGCGGGCCUCCGCGCGCAGAUCUACUCGCUGACCUUCGUGCCCAUCGAGCGCCAGAAGCUCAUGUCCAAGGCGUGGAAGGGCAUGCUCAAGGACGACGUCCCGCUCACGACGCUCGAUGCGUCCAAGCUCACGCAGAUCAUGCUCAUGGGCUCGGCCGAAGAGAUCAAGGCGCCGACUGAGAAGAUCGUCUUUGCCGAAGACCUCUCGAGCUCGGAGCUCGCUAGCGCUGGCGUGGCCAUGCCUGCCGGCCUCGUCAACCUCGGCAACACGUGCUACAUGAACGCGACGCUGCAGUGCUUGCGGUACGCGCCCGACUUUCGCGAGGCGCUCAAGGAGUACAAGGGCGGUCUCUCGGCCGACCUCGCGCACAACUUUACCUCGAGCCUCCGCGAUACGUACGCGCAGCUCGACUCGAACCUGGACAGCAUCCCGCCCAUGAUGUUUGUCGACACGCUGCGCCGCGCGUUUCCUCAGUUUGCACAGCAAGGCCCGCGCGGCGGCUACAUGCAGCAGGAUAGCGACGAGUUUGUGUCGGCGCUCUUUAGCACGCUGGGUCGCCAGCUCAAGGCGCCGACGACGACCAUCAAGAGCUUGGAGUCGACCGACAACAUGGUCGAUGCGCUCUUUGGCCUCGAAAUGGAAGAACGCCUCGAGUGCGGCGAGACGGACGCCGAGCCCGUCAUGAUGAAGAAGGAGAAGGCGCUCAAGCUCGUGUGCAAUAUCACGAAGGACACGAACCACAUUUCCGAGGGCAUUACGAUCGGUCUCGAGGGCACGAUUGAGAAGAACUCUGACGUUCUCGGCCGCAACGCGACGUGGAAGAAGACGAUGAAGAUCAACCGCCUCCCCAAGUACAUUUGCGUCCAGUUCAUGCGCUUCUACUGGAAGCUCACGCCCGAGAGCCGCGACCACACGGGCGUCAAGUGCAAGAUGCUGCGCCCGAUCAGCUUUCCCCAAGUGCUCGACAUGUUCCCAUUUUGCUCGGACGAGCUCAAGGCCGUCCUCAAGGUGGGCCGUGACAAGAACGCCGACCUGAUUUUGAACGAAUUCAAAGACAAGAAGCCGGAGACGACGACGGUGGGUGACGCCGAAGAGAAGCCCGACGUGGACAUGGAAGGCCUCUCGGCCGAGGAGAAGGAAGCGCUCGAGGUGGCCAAGACCAUGUCGAUGGCCAACGGCCGCGCGUCGGCCGGCAUUGGUCUCCCGCUCGACUUCCAGGGCAACUAUGAGCUUUUUGCCGUCGUGACGCACAAGGGCCGGUCGGCCGACUCGGGCCACUACAUUGGCUGGGCGCGCGUCAAGGACGACGACUGGCUCUGCUUUGACGAUGACAACGUGAGCCCGUGCAAGACGGAGGACAUUCAGAAGCUCAAGGGCGGUGGCGACUGGCACAUGGCGUACCUCACCUUUUACCGGGCAAAGAACUAG
Messenger RNA from Saprolegnia diclina VS20, 1500 nucleotides. RefSeq lists its product as hypothetical. The coding region runs from base 1 to 1500 and encodes 499 amino acids. NCBI's taxonomy places the organism in Eukaryota, Oomycota, Saprolegniomycetes, Saprolegniales, Saprolegniaceae. The transcript has 7 exons. Gene Ontology annotation, molecular function: protein binding; proteasome binding; cysteine-type deubiquitinase activity. The record is from RefSeq and is a predicted model, not a curated record. Gene Ontology annotation, biological process: regulation of proteasomal protein catabolic process; protein deubiquitination; proteasome-mediated ubiquitin-dependent protein catabolic process.